Molecule: messenger RNA, 348 nt
Organism: Staurois parvus
Lineage: Eukaryota; Metazoa; Chordata; Amphibia; Anura; Ranidae
Source: the annotation of a GenBank genome assembly
CAGGGGCGGUCUGACCGUUUGGAAACUCUGGCACUGCCCGAGGGCCCGGGUCAGUAGGGGGCCCCAUGAGAUGCCCCUGGUACCUUUUUCAUAGUUUUUUUUGAGUUUGGGCAAGGACACAGGGGCCCCAUGAUCCCCUAUUGCCUGGGGCCCCAUGAGUUGUCAGUCCGCCCCUCUCAGAGCCCUACCGUUUGGCUCCAACAGCGUGGCAGAGGGUGGGAGGUAGAGGUGGUCUGGUGGAGGCAGGCUUACAGUAUGUCUUCUUCUUCUGAAUGCUUUUUUGGGUGUACUUUGAGUGUGGGCAAGGACAGAGGGGCCCCAUGAUCCCCUAUUGCCCGGGGGCCCCAU